UACACUACAAAAGCCCACAAUUCUCUCCCUUGAUUCUUGUCAUUUCAUUUUUAAUUUCAGAAAACAAAAACAAACACAAUGAAUAGUUGUGGUAACGCUUAUUGUCAUGGUGGUCCUUGCACUUGCAAUUUGUAUUACAAUCAUGAGAAUAACAACACUUCUGCAUACUCAAUGUUGUAUCAUGAGUAUCAUCAAAAAGACGAAAACCAUUCAGAAAACAUGUAUUCCUUUGCCUCUUCUCCUUCUUCUUCUUCGUCUUCAGUUGAUUGCACUCUCUCCUUAGGUACACCUUCCACUCGUCUCAGUAACGAUGAAAGACGACUCCACGAUUCGUCUCAUGAACAACAGCGUCGCUCUUCUUCUUACAUGUCAAAAUGUUGGAAUCUUCUACAGAACAAAAACAAUCAUACUUCAUCAACUCAUCAUCACAAAUCCGGUCGUGGUAGUAGCAACAACAUUAACUCAAGCAGCAACAACGCUGACCCACUUGUUGCCCGGCGUUGUGCUAAUUGCGACACUACUUCUACACCUUUAUGGAGAAAUGGUCCUAGAGGACCUAAGUCACUAUGUAACGCGUGUGGGAUACGAUUCAAAAAAGAAGAGAGGAGAGCUAGUGCAGCAGCUGCGGCUAAUGGAAUUGGAACUGAGAGCAGUACACAACAUGCGAUAAAUGGAUCGUGGGUUCAUCAUUCACAAGGACAGAAAAUGCCAUGUUAUACAUCAGCAUAUGGAAAUCAUGAGUUUAGGUUUAUUGAAGAUCAUGAUGAUCGUGAGUCUGAUAAUGCAAUCUCAUUUUGGCCAUUUUUAGCAUCUCAGCAUUGUUAAGAAAAAAAGAAAAGAAGAUUAUGAUAUGAUGAUGAAGGCAACAUUAUUCAUUUUUCAAAGUUUUUUUUAAAAAAAAAAAAAAUUCAAGCAAAGGAAAAGAGAAUUUUGCUUUUUUUAUUUGGUUUUUGAUUUUGUUUUUUUGAUCGUUAUGAUAUAUAGUUAAGCACAUUUAAUACUUUGAAAUGUGCGCUUUUUGAUCCCUUCUACUUAUGAUUAUUAACAAUUCAAAUGCUAAACUAUUUAAUUAUUGAUGUGUUA
This is a messenger RNA of Solanum pennellii, 1083 nucleotides long. RefSeq names its product GATA transcription factor 18-like. Bases 79 to 825 code for a protein of 248 amino acids. The transcript has 2 exons. Gene Ontology annotation, biological process: regulation of DNA-templated transcription; flower development. Gene Ontology annotation, molecular function: DNA-binding transcription factor activity; zinc ion binding; sequence-specific DNA binding. The record is from RefSeq and is a predicted model, not a curated record. NCBI's taxonomy places the organism in Eukaryota, Viridiplantae, Streptophyta, Magnoliopsida, Solanales, Solanaceae.